AUGGCUUCUUCCGUCGAGUCCGAAGGUUCCAAGGUGGAACUUAACUUGCAACAUUCUUUCAAGGCGGAACCCGGCUUCUUCAAAGCCAGGACAGUUAUGGGGAUGGAGAUGAGGACAAAGAAAGAAACCCGGGUUUUUUACUGCAAAUUCUGCAGUAGAAAAUUCUCAAAUCUGCAGGCUUUGGGAGGACAUCAAAACGCCCAUAAACGAGAAAGAGACAUUGCCAAGAGAGAGAAAGCCGCCGCCGCCGCCGCCGCAAUGAGCUUCAGAACCACCACCACCGCCGCCUCCGCCGCAACUAGUACGGACGCGUUCGAUUCCAUUGGAUCUUUUUACUAUCCGUAUUAUUCGGCAAUGGCGAUUCACUCUCUGCGAAACAAAGCCCUAGGGUUUCCGAUUCGGCCGCAAUCGACGAUUCGUAAACCGACUCGGCCCCAAGCCGUCGCCCAUGGAUGCCGGUGGUGGCCUAGAGAACAAUACAUGGCGGCGGCGGCGCAGCAGUUACAUUUUGGAAGAGAGAAUUUGGCAGCAACUGAAUUGGAAUCCAUAGCCAUGGCGAGUAGAAACGCUUCUUCUUCUUCACAGAUUUUUGGAGCCGAUCAGUACAAUAUCCACGGCCUUGAUUUGACGCUUAAACUUUAA
Cucurbita maxima (winter squash) is the source of this 642-nucleotide messenger RNA. RefSeq names its product zinc finger protein 1-like. Gene Ontology annotation, biological process: negative regulation of abscisic acid-activated signaling pathway. NCBI's taxonomy places the organism in Eukaryota, Viridiplantae, Streptophyta, Magnoliopsida, Cucurbitales, Cucurbitaceae. The record is from RefSeq and is a predicted model, not a curated record. Bases 1 to 642 code for a protein of 213 amino acids. The transcript has a single exon.